Messenger RNA from Dioscorea cayenensis subsp. rotundata (Guinea yam), 638 nucleotides. RefSeq names its product PHD finger-like domain-containing protein 5A. The coding region runs from base 143 to 475 and encodes 110 amino acids. The transcript has 2 exons. NCBI's taxonomy places the organism in Eukaryota, Viridiplantae, Streptophyta, Magnoliopsida, Dioscoreales, Dioscoreaceae. The record is from RefSeq and is a predicted model, not a curated record. Gene Ontology annotation, cellular component: catalytic step 2 spliceosome; U12-type spliceosomal complex; precatalytic spliceosome. Gene Ontology annotation, biological process: mRNA splicing, via spliceosome.
AAAAACCUUAUCCCACCCCCCUCUUUCCUAUAGCGCAGCCCCUUCUAGUGUUCGCGAGGACGCUUCCUGGAACGCCGUGAUCCUCGCCGCCGGGCAGUGUCGCCGGAUUCUGGUUCUUUGAUAAAUCAACUAUCAAGGUAGCAUGGCCAAGCAUCAUCCUGAUCUGAUCAUGUGCCGGAAACAGCCAGGAAUUGCUAUCGGUCGGCUGUGUGAGAAGUGUGAUGGCAAGUGUGUUAUCUGUGAUUCCUAUGUGCGCCCAUGUACACUUGUCCGUGUAUGUGAUGAGUGCAACUAUGGUUCAUUCCAAGGUAGGUGUGUCAUCUGUGGGGGUGUUGGCAUAUCUGAUGCCUAUUACUGCAAGGAGUGCACACAGCAGGAGAAAGAUCGGGAUGGAUGCCCGAAGAUCGUCAACCUUGGGAGCGCCAAGACUGAUCUCUUCUACGAGCGCAAAAAAUAUGGUUUCAAGAAAAGAUGACACCUAAAUCUCAUUGUUUGUUAGCUGAUCCUAAUCAUCAUCAUAUUCUGGGUGCUUGUUUGAACUUAAACUUGUUUGGCAUUCACUAUCAUAUGUGGAGCUGAUCAUGUAUACUUCUAUGGACUUGUUUUAUUUUCAUCUCUAACACUAAUAUGAUUCUUCA